UAAGGCGAACGGACUCUCAAGAGUGCGAUGGAACGUUCAUUUUUCUAUCACGGGUUGAAAAAAUCAUCCUAAAGCUGACAGUACAUCGAAGGAAAGCGAUCGUAAACCACUCUAGCGUGAUUCUCAUUCGCCCAUGUCCAURAAAAAAUAGUCUGCGCAAUCUGCGUAAUACAUAGUACAUGAUUUGCCCUAGUCCCCAGCAUCAGGCAAGAAAGAAGCGUGACCAACAAUCCCUCCAAUCACGAUGACGACAAAUACACAGCAACCAGCUAAACCCUCUAAACUUAUCAAGCCCAAUUCCUUUGAGCCGAACAACCACUGGGUACAUAAAGGAUAUGAGAAACCGAUAGACCCAGUUGCCAAGUACUUUUUGGAACUUGACGGGUCUUCUAUUGUGAGACGUUAUUGCAUGCUACAUCCUAUGGUUAGUAAAGAAAAGUUGGAAACAUUGUUGGCAUACCAGCCCAGGUAUUUCCUGUGGGCCGGGGCAGAUCUGAUGAAAGUCGCGUCAAAAGAUGGAGAAAAGAAAAUGGUGCUUAUUGAAAAUAAUUCUUGUCCAUCCGGUCAGAAAUACAUGCCUCUUGUGGAUAAAGAACAAAAACAUGGAGGCUACCGUACCUUCUUGGAGCGUACUUUCAAGACAACUUUGAAUAGCAGACGGUUAGUCCAAGGAGAACUGGCUGUUCUUUACGAUAAGAACCCCAUCGAAACAACUGGUUAUGCUCAUGCCAUGGCUGAUUUAUUCAAUGAAGAGGUCCAUUUUGUUUCAGCAUACAUUGAUGAGACAAACCCAGCUUUUGAAUUCCGUGAUGGCGUCUUGCAUGUUUUUGGAGAGGAUCAAACAUGGCACCCCAUCCGAGCUGCCUUCCGUUACGUCACUCAACGCCCAUGGAAUCGUCUUCCAAUCUCUUCGAAGACUUUGAUUGUGAAUCCUUCCAUUGUGUGUUUAGCUGGUGGAAGGAACAAGUUACUUGCGUCCAAGGCCUAUACCAGUUUCAACAAAGAGCUGCUGGAUACUGGAUUAGCUAUUAACACCCCACUUACCAUAUGUGACGUACAAAGGCGUGACAUCCCGAAUUGGGUGGCAAAAUUUGGUGGCCAGGCUGUAAUCAAGAUCCCUUAUAGCAACGCAGGUCAGGGAGUCUAUAUCAUUAAGAAUGAGGAACAACUACAAGACUUUCUUAAUGAGAACCAUCCAUAUGAACUGUAUAUUGUCCAGGAACUAAUUGGGUUAAGAGAGGAAGGUCACGAAGGUGUCCAACGGUAUACCCACAUAGGGACCUUGCCCUCAGAAAAGGGAUGUGUCUACGUAUCUGAUGUUCGUAUGAUGGUUAGUUCUAGCCCUACAGGUCUCAGGCCCGUUGGAAUGUACUCAAGAAGAGCAGGUCGACCUAUCGUAGAUGGAUUCGGUGAAGUAAGUGACCACGCUGAGGCAUUCAUGACCAACCUCUCUUUCAAGAAUCCAGACGGAACGUGGAAUUCAGACGUCGACAGGAUGAUUCGACAUGAUUGUCAUAAUUUCCUCCAGCUUGGCUUGGGAUUGGAUGACCUGAUCGAGGCAUACGUGCAGACAGUGUUAUCAACAAUUGCUAUUGACAAGAUGGCACAAGCUUUGUGCGAUGAAAAUGGUCAGUUUAGUAAAGAAGUCUUUCAGAGUCUGAAUGAUGAUUCGCUUUUGCUUUCUGAAAUUAUGAAUGUAUAGUAAGGAACAUUAUUCAGUAUCUAUUUCACUAGGUAUUUUAUUAUAUGAUUGAUCUCGGCUGGGAACUGAGGGCAGCUAGUUAAGAGAAGGACAGCAAGGGCAAGCAAAGCAGUGACAAGAGGACUAGAGCAGAGAGAUAAGAUAAAGGCCCUCUCUUCGGGGAAAGGACCAAAACACUUUGAAAGGGAGGCCAAGUUUAAGAACACUUCAAGUUUUGUCAUAUAAGUAUAACCUAAUUUAGCAAUUUUUACAAGAAUUUUUACAUGUGAACAGUUUUUUUGAUCGAGAAUUUUCAAACUAACCUUCGAUCGCCCUCAUGUGCCGACAACGGCUGUCGUGCGUAUUCAAGAACUUAGGAGUUAUAUACCUCUAUUUCAAAAAACGUUGUCACCGCCAUCAUUCCGAAACGAAAAUGGUUUCAUCGACAACAAACAACAUUUAAUUAGUCCCAACACUAAGGUCCAUAUUCUUGASGGGAAUAAGAAGCAGAAACAGUAUUCUUGGAUCCUGGAAGGACCUCUCUCUAUAGAGCUGUUCAGUGUGACGUAAUUCGAUCGAACGUAAAACAACUUCCUGGUCCAACUUAAUAAUUGCAUCUACAGACAUUUUUCUGUGUUUUUUCUUUAUAGCAGGAUUUUCUAGUCUGUUCAUAUAUCUAAUCGUUGAAGGUAGAGAUUAAAUCCUGGGAAUAAAUGUGGCAAGAUAUUAGCGAUCUUUCGUGUGAUUUGACCCGGAAAUACGUCACAACUUAAAAGCCCUAUAUUGCUUAUCUCUCAUCUCCUAUUGCCGGCUAUUCCCUUUGGCGAUGACAUAUUUUAUUGAAAUAGUUGUAUAUGGCUUACAGAUUCAGCAACACGCGUACGUAAUGUACGGCUUAGGUCUUGAAGAAAAGGGACGCAUGUACUAUAUCUGAGACUCAAGUAUUAUAUAGGUAUUUGAUUAGUUUAGUCUAUUGUUUUUCAAAGUAUAGUAGUAAUAAAUUGUGCAAGGGCAUUUGA
Molecule: messenger RNA, 2700 nt
Organism: Actinia tenebrosa (Australian red waratah sea anemone)
Lineage: Eukaryota; Metazoa; Cnidaria; Anthozoa; Actiniaria; Actiniidae
Source: RefSeq, a predicted model, not a curated record